Molecule: messenger RNA, 2435 nt
Organism: Hordeum vulgare subsp. vulgare (domesticated barley)
Lineage: Eukaryota; Viridiplantae; Streptophyta; Magnoliopsida; Poales; Poaceae
Product: cysteine-rich receptor-like protein kinase 2
Exons: 7
Coding region: 257-2209 (650 amino acids)
Biological process (GO): protein phosphorylation
Molecular function (GO): protein kinase activity; ATP binding
Source: RefSeq, a predicted model, not a curated record
CACAUUCCGAGCCAUGCCUUGUGUUGAACCCCACCUGACGUGUCCCGGCCAAAUCCAGCAGCCCAGCCAACUUCCCGUUCCAUUCGCGCCGGUCGCCAUCGCUGGGCCAGCCGCCUCCUCCACCUUUUGGGCAAGUUUACAUUGGACCCGUCGUCUCCUCCGGUCCGGCCGCCACCGGAUCGCCCAGCUCAAACCAGCCCACCCACCACCUACCACCUAGCCGUAAGCUUCCACCGCACCACGCAGCCAGCCAACCAUGGCAGCGCCCACGCACCGGCUCCUCCUCCUCCUCGCGCUGGCGUGCGCGCUCUGCGCCGCGGCGGCGGGGGACCCGCGCACGUCCGUGGCGGGCCAGUCCUGCGCGCCGGGGUCCGCCGUCUCCGGCUCCGUCCUGGCCGACAACUUCGUGCCCGCCAUGGACGACCUCAACAGCAACGUCAGCGCCAACGGCUUCGGCACCUCCGCGGUGGGCGCCAGGGGCCCCAACACGGUCUUCGGCCUGGGCCAGUGCCACCGCGACCUCUCCCCGCUCGACUGCAAGCUCUGCUUCGCCGAGGUCAGGUCGCUGCUCCCCAAGUGCUACCCGCGCGUCGGGGGCCGCCUCUUCCUCGACGGCUGCUUCGGCCGCUACGCCAACUACUCCUUCCUCGGCGAGGCCCUCGGCCCCGCCGACGCCGCCGUCUGCGCCCCCGGGAACGCCACCACCAACCCGCGAGGGUUCGCGGACGCGGCCAGGGCCGCGCUGGCCAACGUCACCGAGGCCGCGGCCGCGCGCGGCGACGCCGACGGGUUCGCGGUCGCGUCCGCGACCGCGGGGGGCGCCACGGCCUUCGCGCUCGCGCAGUGCUGGGGGAGCCUCAACGCGACCGCGUGCGGCCAGUGCCUCCGCGCCGCGGCGCGCGCGGCGGCCCGGUGCGCGCCGGCGACGGAGGGCCGGGCGCUCUACACCGGCUGCUACCUCCGCUACUCCACGCGCCUCUUCUGGAAUGUGAACGCCACGGCAGGGUCAGGAUCAUCAGGAAAGAAUGGUGUUGGUUGGAUAUUAUUGGGUUCCUUUCUAGGUGCUUUUGUAAUUGUCCUCGUUAUUGCUUUUCUGGCUUGGAAAAAGGGAAUUCUAAGGAGAAAGAAACAGUCAAAAUCAUUCAUAGAUAUGUAUGGAGAUGGAGUCUCUGUCAGAAUUGCACAGUCUAGUUUAAAUUUCAAAUAUGAAGAGCUAAGGAAAGCAACGAAUUAUUUCGAUCCAGCAAACAAACUUGGUCAAGGGAGCAACGGAGCUGUAUACAAGGCUGUUAUGCCAGAUGGAAAAGAAGUUGCUGUCAAGAGGCUUUUCCUAAAUACAAGGGAGUGGGUCGAGCAGUUUUUCAAUGAAGUCGAACUCAUUAGUCAGGUUCGCCAUAAGAAUCUAGUGAAGUUGCUUGGCUGCAGCGUGAAUGCCCCAGAGAGCUUGCUUGUUUAUGAAUACUACUUCAACAAGAGCCUUGAACUAUUCUUGUUUGAUGCAAGUCGUAGCAGAAAAUUAACCUGGGGUCUGAGGGUUGGUAUCAUUCAAGGCAUCGCAGAGGGACUUUCUUAUCUCCAUGAGGAGUCAGAAACACGGAUUAUCCACCGAGACAUCAAAGCUAGUAAUAUUUUGUUGGAUGAUAAGUACAAGCCCAAAAUAACAGAUUUUGGUCUUGCAAGAGCAUUUGCAGCAGACAUAACUCAUCUCACAACUGGUGUCGCUGGAACAUUAGGUUACAUGGCUCCUGAGUAUGUCGUGCACGGCCAUCUUACGGAGAAGGCUGAUGUCUUCAGCUAUGGCAUUCUUGUUCUCGAGAUUGUAACGGGAAAAAGAUGUAGCGGCCCAAUUGGCUCACACGGAGGGCAGGCGUUGUUAACAAAGGUAUGGAACCACUACAAGGGCAACACAGUAGAGACGGUUAUCGAUCCGAUCAUCUACGAAGAUACGAUCCGGGAUGAGAUCUUGCAUAUAGUGCAGAUCGGGCUGCUAUGCGCCCAAGCUUAUCCUGGCGACAGGCCUGCGAUGCCGAAGGUCGUCGAACUGCUGAGAAGCCACAAGCACGAUGUCGAAAUUGUCCUGAGUGAUCCUCCAUUUCUGAAUGUUGAGGGGGUUGAGGAUAUGAAGCAAGGCGAGCAGUCACGUUUGUUGUCCGCGCACUCUGGUCCUUCAGUGUCAGGGUCGUCUCGGUCUUACUUGAACGGAAGAUAAGCCCAACAUCUGUUUUCCAUCUCCCCCUUAUUUAUUCCUGCGACGAAAAGAAUCUGUUUUUCCUCUUAAGAAUUGUGUGUUAAGCCGAUAGAUUCUUCAAAAUGUUUUUAUAACCAUACUACUUGAUACUUGUACAUAGAAUAGAUAGAAUCCUCUGUCUUUUUAGCUAGCAAUAUUUGUACAUAAGAUAUGCUGAAUAAAUGAAGCUGCUAGCUCAUCGAUGAAA